This is a messenger RNA of Mustela erminea (ermine), 1103 nucleotides long. RefSeq names its product melanoma-associated antigen B17-like. The record is from RefSeq and is a predicted model, not a curated record. Gene Ontology annotation, cellular component: nucleus. Gene Ontology annotation, biological process: negative regulation of transcription by RNA polymerase II. Bases 93 to 1088 code for a protein of 331 amino acids. Lineage: Eukaryota; Metazoa; Chordata; Mammalia; Carnivora; Mustelidae. The transcript is spliced from 2 exons.
UUCCUCCUGACCCCGCCGUGGGCAGUGAGGCCUUGUCGGACAGCUCCUGCCUGGGGUGUCCUCGCUGCCUCCCAGCCCUGCCCAGUGUCACCAUGCCUCGGGGCCAGAAGAGCAAGGUCCGUGCCCGGGAGAAACGCCACCAGGGCCGCGGUGAGGCUCAGGGUGUCGGGGAUGCUCCUGAUGCUGUAGCAGCAGCAGCAGAGGAAGAGCCCCCCCCUGCUCCCCCGUGCUCCCCGGAAGAGGCGGGUCCAUCUUCACCACCACAGGGUGGCUCAGCCCCUGGAUUUCCUGGCCCAGGGUCCCCAGGCCUGCCAGGUGACCAGGGUGCAGAGAACCUGGCCGCAACUGCGGCCCUAGCCGCCCCCCUGGCCGCUCCCCGGGCCGCUCCCCAGGCCGCUCCCCGGGUUGCCCUCCGGGCCAUCCGCAAAAACCCUCUGAUCCGCAAGGUCGGGAUGUUGGUGCAGUUCCUGCUGGAGAAGCACAGCUCUGGAGAGCCCAUCACACGGGCGGCGCUGCUGAAGAUCGUUGGCAGGAAGUACGGCGAGCACUUCCCCGAGAUCUUCAGGCUCACCUCCCAGCGCAUGGAGCUGGUCUUCGGGCUGGAGGUCCGGGAGGUCGAUGCCCGCGGCCAGUCCUACAUGCUGGUCAGCAAGCUGGCCCAACCGGGCGAGGGCACCCUGGGCGGCGGCGGCAAGGGUCUGCCCAAGACCGGCCUCCUGAUGGCGCUCCUGGGCGUGAUCUUCAUGAAGGGCAACCGCGCCAGCGAGGAGGAGGUCUGGGAGUUCCUCAACGUGCUGGGCGUGCAGGAGGGCAGGAGGCACCUGGUCUUCGGUGAGCCGCGCAAGUUCAUCACUGAAGACCUGGUGCGCCAGGGCUACCUGGAGUACCGCCCGGUGCCCUCCAGCGACCCUCUGCGCCACGAGUUCCUGUGGGGCCCGCGGGCCCGCGUGGAGACCAGCAAGAUGCAGGUGCUGCAGGCCCUGGCCAAGAUCAACGACACCUUGCCCAGCUGCUUCCCCCAGCUAUAUGAGGAGGCUCUGCUAGAGGAGGAGGAGCGCGUGGUGGGCCGUAGCAGGCGCCGGUUCUAGUCAGGCAGCUGGGGC